Sclerotinia sclerotiorum 1980 UF-70 is the source of this 543-nucleotide messenger RNA. RefSeq lists its product as hypothetical. The record is from RefSeq and is a predicted model, not a curated record. Bases 1 to 543 code for a protein of 180 amino acids. Lineage: Eukaryota; Fungi; Ascomycota; Leotiomycetes; Helotiales; Sclerotiniaceae. The transcript has 2 exons.
AUGGCCCGGACCGUCAGCGAAUUCUCAACGUGCUCGCCCAGCGGAGAUACCGUAAAGGAUCCAUGCAUAUCACUUACCGUCACAUACUCACACUGUUUAGGUCAGCGUAAGCGAGAGCGGCUGCACUCUCUGGAAAGGAGACUUGACGCCAGACUGGUCACUACAAACGCUAUGUCCGCUUCCGGUGGAGAAAUACAGCCUCAGCACCUAAUGCAACCUCCGCUUCUGAGGCCAGGAAAUCCUGGCACGCCCAAUGAACCUCUCUAUGAUCUGCAUCCAGAUUCCAUGAUUGGAGCUUGUAACGCGUCCUUUACGUACCUCGCGCCGCCGUAUGAGUCGGCGUGUAAUACGUCGUCAGAAAUUUCAUCACUAUAUGUGAGGGAUCAGUUCCGAAUCAACACUCCUCUACCUUAUGGUAUGGCCCCUGGCAACUUUAAAGUCGCCCCUCCUGCUGUAGUUAUGCUUACUGGAUUGGUUUAUAGGCACAGAACUCCAAGAUCUGGAAACUUCCCAGUUCACAUUCCUAUCGGAGCAUGCAAUUGA